This is a messenger RNA of Stylonychia lemnae, 2436 nucleotides long. The record is from the annotation of a GenBank genome assembly. Lineage: Eukaryota; Ciliophora; Spirotrichea; Sporadotrichida; Oxytrichidae.
AUGGGAGGCGUCUGCAGCUCUAAGCAAGAUCAUACUACACCAGAAACUAGCAAUAUGCUCUAUAGCAAUGAUCCAUUGUUGCACAGUCAUGAGAAAUCAAUAAAUCUACAUGAUUAGAAGCUAAAUAGCUUAUUCGCAAAAUAUUUAACUUGCGUCAAGAUUGCAUAAGAUCCAUAGAAUGACAUCCAAAUUGACAAUAAACUAAGGCAGAGAUUACAAGAUAUUGAUAUCUAAAAGUAAAACGUCGAGGGAUAGAAGUAAACUGUUCAUGAUAAGCUCUCAUAUCUUAAGACUACAUCUCACAAAGCUGAAGAAUUCGGGGCCCUAUAAAAAGAUCUAAGAGACCAAGUCAUCGCAUAUGAGGAACAGAUUUAGUAGUUUGAUAGCAAAUUGAGACACCUUAAGCAAAAUUGGGAUUAAAGUCUUGUUAUGGAGCAGGUCAGAGUACAUAUUAUGGCAAAAAUGAAGACUAAUUUAGAGAAGACUUCUAAAAAGUUAGGAUAGGUAAAGGAAUUGGUGGACAGAGAGUAAAAUGACAUUGACCACUUUCAAGCACUUCUCUCGGUGCUUCAGCAAUACGAAGAAUUUCAGUCUUAGUAUCAAACUAUCUUCCAGAUCAUAAACUAGCUGCUAGAGUAAGAUAGAAGCGAAUUGGAUGUCAUAAAAGCUGAUAUUUAAAAAUCAAAUUAAACUUAACAGCAAUAUUUACACGCUCUUAACGAUUCUCUAACCCAGUCCUCAGAAUUUGAAAAUCUUUCAUAACUUGCUUCCUCCAUUAACACUCUUAAAUAAUCCUUGACCAAGAAUACUGUUCAACUUGAAGCUAGUUAUAACAACAGAAAGUUUGUAUUAGAACUUUUAGGAGACUUUGGAGUGAGUAAUACAAUCAAGGUAUUCGAAGAAGAAAAUAAAAAGCAUUUUGAUGAGCUCCUUAAUAGACUAGAGGGGAAUCCUCAAGCAUAUAAAAAGGCUUUAUAGCUGCAGAUGAUCACUGAAACAGAUGAAUAAGGAGUAGAAGCGCUAAAAUAAGUUGAAGCAGAAGUCGAUGAGAUAAUCUAAGAGACAAGCGAGGUAAAACAAGACAUUGAAAAAUUGAGAAGUUAACUUAGCGAGUUGUUAGAAUAAUAAACAUAAUAUAUGGAGGGGGAAUCCAUUAACCUAGGCAAGUUGCAUGAUUUGUUAUAGUCUUAUAAAUCUCUCAAAGAAAAGUAGCACGAGUUAUUUGACGAUCUGUAUGCAAUAGAAAAGGACUUAGAGAUCAAGAAAAUAGAAGCAGCUUCUGGGAAUACUCUCACCAAACUUAAUGACUUUAGAAUAUAAAUAGAGCGGUAACUUGCAUAAUUAGAUAAAAAUCAAGAAAUUUCUGACCUUCAAGAUGCAAUCAUCAAUGAUUUGCUGGUUUUAUUUGCUAACUCAGCUGAUUGCGUCCUUAACAAGAUAUCUGUGGGCGUUCUUAACUUGCUCAAAGCUUAAGUUGACAUUGAGCAUGAGAAUUAAAUCAGAGAUUAGAUUGGGCAAGCUGAAUAGAAAGUAAACGAUCUCUUGCUUUUUUGGGAUGAUCAGAUAAAAUCAGGAAAUGCAUUGUCUAACCCUGAAGAUGCAUAAUUCUUACUUACAGAGUUAUAAGCUGUCCAAGUGUAACUUCAAUAAACCGAGCUACAGGUGGAGCACUGUGUAUUAAAAGUAUAUCACAACAGGACAAGACUCAAUGGAUUCGUGCUUACCUUGGGCUAAUUCUUCACCAAAACCUUAGACGUACAUGUGCAACUUUUCAGAAUUAUACUUAAGUAUUCGAAGAAUUAUCAAAAUUAGUACUAAAUCGAUGAAAAAGUCAAGGAUCAAAUAAAACUUAGAUAAGUUUUAUUAAGCGCUCUUUAAUAAGAUGAGGAUCCUAAUUCUAAUGCAAAGAAUACAUUGGCAUUGAUAUCAUAGAUUAUAAAGAGUUAAAAAGAAAUUUUUGGAAAAUUUCCCAAAUAGAUCUCAUAAAUCUACGAUAUUAAUGAAAAUGGCAGGCAUUCUCUAAUUUGGGGAUAGGAUUCAGAUAAAUUAGUUGUUAUUGAUGGAGUGAAGGAAGAAAGAGAUAAAGUAGAAAUUAAGGAAGUGACAUUCGUGGUCAGUGAUAGCACUAAUCCUGCUCAACAAGCUCUCUAAGCAAUAUAACUCGAUAACCCAAAAUCUAAAUAUUUAUCAAUUUAAUUCAAAGACUUGCAAACAAUAAUAAUAGGAGGAUAGUUCGAGUAUGGUGUGAAAGUAAUCGAAGACUAAUUAUGCAUUAAAUAUGGAGGUGGUUUUAUGCUAUUCAAUGAGUUCGUCAACAGUUAAUACCUAGAUCUUAUCAGCAAGCAAAAUUGGAUGAGUAAGGAGAUCAAGCAGAUUAUGCUUGAUCUGAUAGCUUUCGCAUAAGCUUUCUCCCUUGCCUUAUAAGAUGAUUAAUGA